This is a messenger RNA of Selaginella moellendorffii, 1525 nucleotides long. Its product is annotated as tobamovirus multiplication protein 1. The record is from RefSeq and is a predicted model, not a curated record. NCBI's taxonomy places the organism in Eukaryota, Viridiplantae, Streptophyta, Lycopodiopsida, Selaginellales, Selaginellaceae. Bases 16 to 1116 code for a protein of 366 amino acids. The transcript has 10 exons.
AUCCAGGGGAUCUUUAUGCAUGGCCGCUCUCCACGUGGCAUAAAUUUCUUUGCAAAAUAUUCCCAGGGCUAUGAGGCGGCACUGCGAUCGAUCGGUGCGCUCCUCCUCUUCGCGCUCUCGCUGAAAUCCGCUCGAGGCGCGCGAGAAAUGCUAUCGCUGCCGCCAUCGCUGAUUUCUAGCUGGUGGCACGACGCGGCGCAAUCCAAGACAUGGAUCUUUACUGUGCUUGGCGGUGCCUACACCGCGAUCUCGCUCUGGGCUCUCGUGCAAUUGAUUCGAAUCGAGCGGAGGGUCCCGGAGUAUGGAUGGACGAUCCAGAAGCUCUUCCAUUUGCUCAACUUCGUCGUGAAUGGAGUUCGAGCCAUAGUUUUUUAUCUGUGGAUUCGGGUUUCAUCACUUCCACUGGUGGUGCAAUCCAUCCUUGUCGAUCUCCCUGGACUCCUGUUCUUCACAACGUACACGCUCUUGAUCUUGUUUUGGGCCGAUAUAUAUCACCAGGCUAGAAGUAUCACCGCGGAACGCUUCCGCACGGUGUUUGUCGCGAUUAAUGUCUGCGUCUACGUCAUUCAGCUUAUUCUGUGGAUUGUUUCGCUCUGGAUUCCGAAAGUGGCUGAGAAAGUCUUGUCGACAAUCCUAUUUUCUGCUAUCUCACUUGCAGCAGCCAUUGGGUUUUUGCUCUAUGGUGGACGCCUGUAUUGCAUGCUUCGAAGGUUUCCAGUGGAGUCCAAGGGGCGCGAAAAGAAAAUCCGUGAGGUUGGAGCUGUGACAGGAAUAUGUUCCAUCUGCUUCGUCAUAAGAUCUGUUUUUGUGAGUGAAUUUUCUACAUGUUUUCUAAGCGUCACUCCAAACCUCCUCUUCAACAGGUUGCGUUCUCGGCUAUCAGCAAGAGCAACAGCCUGGAUGUCACUGAUCAUCCCAUCCUCAACGCAAUCUAUUACGGGGUAUCUAUCUUUUCUCUUCCCUUGCAACUUCUCAUUUUUGCUAUCUUUUCCUUCUUUGUUUUUUCAGGCUGUAGAAAUCUUACCAUCGGUUCUUGUUCUUUUCACCCUGCGGAAGUUGCCUCCCAAGCGCCCGCAGCCACUGCUCCACUUCGCACUCGACGCUGGAUCGCCAUAGCUUCUUCCUUUGGCGACAAUUUGUGAGUAUAGUUUUUCUAGAUUACUUUGUUAUAUACAAGAGGCGCAACUGUAGAUCUAUUGAUCUCCUUCCAGAUCGAACUAGAAGAAGUCGAAGUGAUGGUGACGAAGUAGGCAGUAGACACAGACGAGCUGCUGGGAUAUGUAAACGAACACGGCCAUGGAGAUGCUCAUCAGAAGAACAUCGGUCAGGUCCCCUUUCUUCCGGGUGGAGAAGAGGAAUUUGCUCAGCUCGGACAGCUUGGUGGCGAUCAUCGGCUUGAGGUGUUGGAGUGGUGGAGAAUUUGGUGCCGGAUCUCGCUUCUCAGCGGCAGCGCUGGUUGGGAUCUCGUCGCAUUUGCUACUUUCCUUACCAAUGGAAGAUACCUGAGCGGAGAUUUGCCUGGGAA